AUGGAGUCGCCCAGGGAAGAUGGUAUUUUUGAAGAGGUCGCCCAGUACACUCGCGCCUACCCGAAGCGAAUCUUUGGUUUAGCUGCUGUUGAUCUCCACAAUCCCGUGGAAGCUGUCAAAGAUCCGGAAUAUUACGUUCGAGUCGAAGGGGUUGUGGGGUUGAGGGUGGUGCCUUGGCUAUGGAACCUACCCCCAACUGACCCGCACUAUUGGCCUCUUUUUGUCAAGUGCAUCGAGCUUGACGUUCCGUUUCUGACCCAAGUCGGUCACACCGCACCUGCCUGUCGAAGUGAGGUCGGGCGUCCGAUCCCGUACAUCGAUACUAUCGCGCUGAAAUUCCCGGACUUGAAAAUCAUCAUGGGUCAUAUUGGAUAUCCUUGGGCUGCGGAGACCACGGUAGUUGCUUGGAAGCACAAAAAUGUCUAUAUAGACACCAGCGCAUUGUCUCCGAAAUAUUACGCUCCGGAGUUUAUCACGUUCGCCAGCACUACGGGCAAGGACAAAGUGGUGUUAGGAACAAACUUUCCGCAGUUGGGAUGGAAGGACUGCGUUGAUAAAGUCAAUAGCCAUCUGGUGGGGACCAAGGGUGGCUUCAGAGAAAGUGUGGUGAGGGGCUUUAUGGGUGGGAGUGCUCUUCGAGUUUUAAAACUGCCGGAGACACAUAUGGAAGGACCCCGAUCAAGUCUUUGA
Molecule: messenger RNA, 690 nt
Organism: Penicillium hordei
Lineage: Eukaryota; Fungi; Ascomycota; Eurotiomycetes; Eurotiales; Aspergillaceae
Product: amidohydrolase family protein
Exons: 1
Coding region: 1-690 (229 amino acids)
Biological process (GO): secondary metabolic process
Cellular component (GO): cytoplasm
Molecular function (GO): hydrolase activity; carboxy-lyase activity
Source: RefSeq, a predicted model, not a curated record